UGUAAUUUAGGUUCAUUUAUUUCAGAUUUAUCUCUGCUAUCGACAGCUAAUUUGUGGUUCAGCUUUGACAGAUAGAGGCUGUAAAACUAGGUACAUUAUGAAUUCUACAGGCGACUACACCUUGUGUAAUCUGGACACUCGGACCUAUUCCACAAAUUACCAACACGAUCAGGUUGUCUGCGGGAACGGAUACGGGUAUCAAAACGUAAACAAUGGUUUGAUGGACACAGGACAGAUCGGAUACACAGGAAACCAUGUACAUAAUACGCAAAAUGGACCUACAAUACACGAUGUCCCGGGACAGACUUUACAUAGACUUUCGCCAGUUGACCCAAGUCAAAAUCAUCACAUUUCUUCAUAUAGUCAAACCAUGAUACCAGACUUACACGACGAUUAUGUCAGUUUACAGCAAGUACAACCGAGCCAUGCGGACUCACAAAAUUAUUCUAUGUCAUAUUUUAACGGACAGGGAAAUUUACAAAAUGGGGAAGUUUCAAGUCACAGCCAGUGUGGUGGUUACGGCUAUAAUAACUUGGACAACGGCUCCCCAACUAGUGAUAUCACCAAUUACAUUCCCAGAACUAGCCAAAAUAUUUCUCAAACGGGUCCGCCGCAAGAACUGGAAAGUCACAUAUCACAACGGCAGCCUCCGCAACAAACGCCAAGUCCGCCUAUAGCCACGUAUAAAUGGAUGCAAGUAAAGCGAGGAAAUCAAACAAAAAUAGGACCAUCUGCAAUGAACAGGGAUAUCUCAUUUUCUCCGUGGGGAGGUGAGUGCUACAUUUCUUCACAAAAAAUCAACGACUAUGGCUUUGCCGGACAGCCGAAUACGGGAAGGACCAAUUUUACAAACAAACAACUUACGGAACUGGAGAAAGAAUUUCAUUUUAAUAAAUAUCUCACGCGGGCACGGCGGAUAGAAAUCGCCGCCGCACUAGGACUAAAUGAAACCCAAGUAAAAAUAUGGUUUCAAAAUCGGCGGAUGAAGCAAAAGAAACGGAUGAAGGAGGGAUUGGUGCAAAAUAAUAACACUGCCGCAGACACUAAUGGCCAAUGUACACAACUUCAGGAUGAUUCGACAACGAGCGAAGACUAGGUCUUCUAAUUCCGGACAGUGUGCUCUAUUCUCGGACGGUCACAUUCUAUGGCGGAAGAUGAUUCGAAAACUAUUAGAGUAAACUGCCAUUUUCUGAGGCUAUCGGGUAUAAUUCAAUGGCAUGUUUUCUUUGUCAGGGUUCGAAUACUUGUCUUGUUACUCAACCCUCCCGCCAAUUAGAGGGCUGGGGCUCAAAAACAUCGACUUGACACUGUAAUCAGGCAAGGGCUGCAGGCCAUGACUCACGAAGGAAGAAGGUGCCAUAUUAUGCCUGCAGCAUUCAAACACUGUAACUGUCGAGGUUUAUCAGAAUACAGUCACAAACCUAAGAUCUGAUGUUCCCCAGCUCAGAACAUUCUGCUCUUUCUCUGAACUUUCGAAAAACACGGUUCAAAGUAUUUUUCAAAGAAAAAUAUACCUGUACACAGUCAUGUAAACAGAAAUUUAUAAAACGUAUGUAUACAUUUUUGAUGUAAAAGAUGUGAGGUUAUUUAUUUAUGUGGACGUGUAUAUAAUGAGUGUAUGUCAGUUGGUUUACUGGUGAAUAUUUUUGUGUUGUGACCAAGAUUAACGAAACAAAUGGUGCUUUAGCCCUUCUGUCAAUUCUUUAAUAUAGUGAUGACUUGGAAAAUACCACGGUGGACAAAUGUCGUCUCGCAUUUGUAUUUCUCAAGUGACGCCACUUCCGUGGUAAACCCGAUACCAUUAUCUUUUUUGAAUCCAUGUGCUUAUAAAAGGAACCGGACUGAAUGUUUAAUUAUCAAUAGAGCUCUCUGGAAAGCUUACUCGCCCGGAUGUGUUCAGGGUGGUAUCCUCAAAGUCAAAAAUACGUUCAUGCAGACAGGAAUUAGAACUUUCUGUUCAAUUCUAGUAGAAUAGAAUAGUUUGUGAGCACUCUCAAUAAUGACUAAAACCAGUCGCCACCGUGUGACGAUUAUUUUACUUUUGUUCUUCAGGCUGCUCUUCGGUAGGCAAGUGUACUGAUAAUAACGCUACCUCAAUUAGCAAUAAAGCUAGUGAUCUUUAUAAACUGACGACCUUUGUAUCGUGGAUCAGUUAGAAUUCGAUGAUCCCACAUGUCGACAUUGAUAACUUUUAUAAGAUAUUUGUGCUGAUUCAAACCCCCGAGGUUCCCAAUUUAUUUCAACAUUCUGAGAUUGUAGUACUUAAAUUUGCAGUUAGAUUUCAGAGCACGACAUAUUUCCGGUCGUCUAUGAUCCUCUUCGGCUAUCAAACGCCUGGCAUUAGUGCUCUAACAUGCAACUUCCGUCUUUGACCUUGACAUUAAAGGUCAAGGUAAGUCACGUGUACCUUGCAUGUUUGAUUAUGGCAGUCCGUUAGAUGGUGUUUCAGUCCGAGGAUGGCUGUAGAAGGAGGCCUUCAGGGAGUGAUGUUUUAUAUUCCAAAUAUAUUAACACUGAUCCAUAAAACUUGGCAUUUGUUGAGAUUAGCUUUGCCAGCCUCUAUAUCACAUGUACAAACUGUCUGCCAUAACCUUCCAGUGUCAGCACUCUGUAAUGUACGACAAAUAUGUAUAAAACCUGAAUCUCUGAGCAAUAGAACCACUCGUGUAUUAUAAAGUAGUUGUGGAUGUACAAGGUAUUUGACUUAUUGGGCUUCAACAUUUUAUUUUAUGAUCUCUUGCAAUAUGUUCUGUGUGUAUGGCGAAUUAUUGUAUUAAUUUGUUGUGUCACUGAUCUCAAUUGGACUGGCGCCACAGUUCGGUUUCGAGUAGAGUAUGACAUCAAGAUAUGUCGGUUUCAGAUUCUCCAGUUUUGUUUCAGUUAGAAGUGAAAUAAAGGAAAAUGGAUGCAUGUAAAAUCAAAAUCGAGAAGGAGUCGUUGUGACCUCACUGAUGGCAUUACAAACUAUGUAUGCAGUCUGGUUGAGUCACAACGGUUCUCAGUAAUGUUAAAUAGGGCCAUGCUGGAAACGUAUAGUUGAAAGACAAUAUUCACCGUUAAGUUAUAAAGGCGUUUGUGUUUAGUUACUCUUUCUCGAGGGAAAAAUGUUGUUCUUACGUCAGAAUAGGCCUAUUUGUGAUAAUCGGCCGAGCCUUCUUUCCAUUGCCUGAUAGAUGUAAAAGGGGCCAACCAGAUAAAAUCAUUAGAAAGUUUGGAAAAGGUUGGAAUCUUAAUCACCUUUUAGGUAAACAAUGAAACAGUUCAAGUCGAAUGCCAUUGAUGAGCAUUCCUAUCUAAUUUCUAGUCAUUAACAGAAAUUGCUACGACAAUGAAUCAAGAACUGUGUAUUUAUCGAUAUUCUUUUUCGUUUGUUUUGUCAUAUUGGUGAUAGUGGCUCAAAAGAAUCAAAUUUCUGGGCUAUACUUAAUCAACAUAGAGAGAGAACAAUUAAGUUCAUAUACAAGUGGGAAUCUUGAUGACAAAUUCGUGAUGGGUUACUUAAGGAAAGAGCCGUAACAAGCCGCCAUAUUUCUGAAAAACACUGUCAUACAGUCCUUAAAAAGGCUUUUUUUAGCUUUUGAAAAAAAGAAAUGUUUUUCAGUUUGGGUUAGGCGAGCACCAACCAAUUACACAAUGUCUCGCCUAACCUCUAGUUAUCUCGUCACCCACAAUACCGGUUCACAGGCCAUAUUUUACACAGAGUAGAUUAUCGUUUAAGGUGGUUAUUUUGCAGUUGUGUCUCUCGUGUCUGUAUUCAACUCAUAAGAAGCAGGGUAUUGUCUUUUUGAAAUAAAUUAAUUCUUCUUCAUGAAA
Messenger RNA from Lineus longissimus, 3813 nucleotides. Its product is annotated as homeobox protein Hox-A1-like. Lineage: Eukaryota; Metazoa; Nemertea; Pilidiophora; Heteronemertea; Lineidae. The record is from RefSeq and is a predicted model, not a curated record. Gene Ontology annotation, cellular component: nucleus. The transcript has 4 exons. Gene Ontology annotation, biological process: regulation of transcription by RNA polymerase II. The coding region runs from base 98 to 1096 and encodes 332 amino acids. Gene Ontology annotation, molecular function: RNA polymerase II cis-regulatory region sequence-specific DNA binding; DNA-binding transcription factor activity, RNA polymerase II-specific.